Messenger RNA from Striga asiatica, 1239 nucleotides. The record is from the annotation of a GenBank genome assembly. NCBI's taxonomy places the organism in Eukaryota, Viridiplantae, Streptophyta, Magnoliopsida, Lamiales, Orobanchaceae.
AUGGAAUCGUCUGAUAAAUCGGUGGAGACAGUAAUGGUGGGAAAUUACGUAGAAAUGGAAAGAGAGUCGUCAGACGAGCCGAGAGGCUUCAAGUCGAAGGUGGCCCAAGUGCUUUUGACAUUGCCAUACUCAUUUUCACAGCUGGGCAUGAUUUCUGGAAUUGUUUUCCAGCUCUUUUACGGCUUAAUGGGAAGCUGGACGGCUUAUAUAAUUACUGUUCUGUACGUGGAGUAUAGAACAAGGAAAGAAAGGGAAAAGGCCGAUUUUAGAAACCACGUUAUUCAGUGGUUUGAAGUUCUUGAUGGGCUUCUGGGGAGAUAUUGGAGGAAUGUGGGCCUGGCUUUUAACUGCACUUUUCUUCUGUUUGGAUCUAAUUUGGUCAUUUCUUGGCCUCUUAAUGACCACUUACACUGCUUGGUUGAGGGGGUGAAACAUUCAGGCCCUACCAAGAUUGUGUUAUAUUUCACAGGAGCUACAAACAUUCUUUACACAUUUGGGGGACAUGCUGUUACUGUAGAGAUAAUGCAUGCAAUGUGGAAGCCACAAAAAUUCAAGUCCAUUUACUUGUUAGCCACAGCUUAUGUGCUGACACUAACCCUUCCAUCAGCGGCCGCUGUUUAUUGGGCUUUUGGUGAUUUGCUUCUCAACCAUUCUAAUGCUUUUGCUCUACUCCCAAGAUCACCUUUCAGGGACAUGGCCUUUAUAACGUUUGGAUUCGCAUGCACGCCUUUGUAUUUCGUGUGGGAAAAGGCCAUCGGCAUGCACGAGUGUAGGAGCUUGUGCAAACGGGCGGCCGCCAGACUGCCGGUGGUGGUCCCAAUAUGGUUCUUAGCCAUAGUGUUUCCAUUCUUUGGCCCUAUAAACUCGACCGUCGGAUCGCUUUUAGUGAGCGUCACGGUCUACAUUAUCCCGGCAUUGGCUCAUAUCUUCACCUUCCGAUCUGCCGUGGCUCGUGAGAAUGCAAUUGAGCAGCCUUCAAAGUACUUUGGCAAAUGGGUGGGCACAUAUGUGAUCAACAUUUUUGUGGUUGUGUGGGUUUUAAUUGUUGGGUUCGGGUUCGGUGGUUGGGCCAGCAUGAUCAAUUUCAUCCACCAAAUUGACACAUUUGGGCUUUUCACUAAAUGCUACCAGUGCCCGGCCCAGGCCCAACUGCCGCCACACUUGGCCAAUGCCACCGCGCCUUUUCCACCUCCCAAGGCCAACGCUUAUCCUUUGCCGCUAAGUCCUCACGCCAUUUGA